Messenger RNA from Bactrocera tryoni, 3598 nucleotides. RefSeq lists its product as uncharacterized. The transcript has 2 exons. NCBI's taxonomy places the organism in Eukaryota, Metazoa, Arthropoda, Insecta, Diptera, Tephritidae. The record is from RefSeq and is a predicted model, not a curated record. The coding region runs from base 244 to 3582 and encodes 1112 amino acids.
GUCAACGCAUCUAUUCUGAGAGCUCUGCUGCUAGCAGCAGUUAUUAUCGCGCUUUAUUAGUUAUAUGCAUUUUCUACAUUUCUUGCUGCCUGCACUAAAUGUUUAGUGAGACAUUGUUUAGUGAGACAACGCAUUGUUAGUGAGCAGUAUACAACUUCUUUUUUGCCGUCGCUAUAACUGACCACUGGUAGUUAUUCUCUUCGCCUUACAUUAAGGGUGUACAAAAAUAACGUAAAAGGGAUAAUGUCUCUUGAACACUCCAAACGCAAACGUGCUAAUAUAAAACGCAAUAUAUCACGCAUUAAAUCUAUAGUUGAGGGAUCAAAAGACUUUGAUGAAAAGCCUUCACAUGCGGAGUUGCAAUGCCGACUGGGAAUACUAGAGUCAUACUUUAAACAAGCACUCUCAGUUCAAGCUGACAUUGAAGAUUUGGAUCCAUCAGACACAGGUCGCGCAGAUUUAGAGGAUAGCUAUGUCACAGCCAAACUUUGCAUUCAAGCACAACUUGGGGACGAAGGAAACGUUACAAUUAAUUACCCCGAGACAACAGCUCCAACACCUGUUUCCACGCCAUCAUUCUUGCCAAGGUUGUCGCUGCCUAUUUUCAGCGGGAAUUAUGCAGAAUACAAAAACUUUAUUGCAUCUUUUACUCAACUUGUCGCUCGGGAACCUAGACUUUCCAAUAUAGAACGAUUUAAUUAUUUGUUGUCGUGUCUUAAAGGUUCAGCCCUGGAAACCGUAAGAGCCUUCCAGGUAACCAGCGAAAACUACCCGAAAGCUUUAGAUAGACUCAGGGAACGCUUCGAUAAUCCCACUCUGAUUUUUUUGGAAGGAAUUACCUCCUUAUUUACGCUGCAAACAGCCGAUAAAUCAAACUAUCAACAAUUGCGUAGUUUGAUUGACAAGGCAUCAGCUAUAUUCAGUUCGUUAGAAUCGUUGGGCACGAGCUCCAACAUCGCACAAGCAAUGCUGAUUUACAUUGUCAUUGGAAAAUGUGAUCAGCAAACUCGCAACAAAUGGAAUGAAUCGCUAGACUACAAAUCGCUUCCAACUUGGAUACAAUGCACCCAAGUUUUAGAACGCCAUUGUCAGUUUUUGCAUUCAUCCGACUCCUCGUCACAUCAUAAGUUCGAGUCCACCAAACCAAUUCGGAUUACUACCCGUGGACAAAACUCAUCAUUCGCCAUCACUAAGCCUUCUUGUGUUCUUUGCUCUAGCGAUAAACACAAAAUCAUUGGAUGUUCUCAAUUUAAGGACAUGAACACGAAUCAACGCUACGAUGCUGCCAAGAAAUACGACCUCUGUAUCAAUUGUCUGAGCAAUGGUCACAGAGUAGCUCAGUGUGCGUCGAAGCAUCGCUGCCGCUCCUGUAACAGAACGCAUCAUACGCUCUUGCAUCAUGACAACGCGACUCUGCCUACACUUGCAAGUCCAACAUCUCUUCCUGUUUCGCAAUCGUUUCAACCAUCAUCAUCAUGUUCAACCAAACCUCAUACAUACAACCAACUAGCUGCCACGCAUUCGCAUAUGGAGACAUCGGAUCACGGGCAGGUCAUUUUAGCAACAGCUUUAGUUUUAGUUAAAGAUUCAACGGGUGCGUACAAGCUUGGAAGAGCUCUUCUCGACUCAUGUUCUCAAGUGAAUUUCAUGACCGAUGAGUUCGCACAAAGGCUUCACCUUCGUCGAGAAAAGUAUCACAUUGGCAUUCGCAGCAUAGGUGACUCAGUUACCAACCUUAAAGCUCGAACCACCACAACAAUUAAGUCACGUACAUCAGCAUUUCAACUUUCGCUCCAGUUUGGUAUCACACCCCAUAUUGCAUACCAACCUGAUGCUGAAAUUGACACAAUAAACUGGAAUUUGCCAGCCAACACAACUUUGGCUGACGAAACGUUCUUCAAACCUCGACGCAUCGAUCUGUUGCUUGGAACAGAGGCAUUUUUUGAAGCUCUCGCUGUUGUUCAAAUAAAUCUUGGCCAAAAUUUACCUACAUUGCAAAAAACAUUAUUUGGCUGGGUGGUUUCUGGAAGAUACCAGUCCAAGCACUGUACGCCUUCAAAGUCAUGUCUGCUAUUUCGCGAAGACUCUAUUGACGCAAACAUGCAACGCCUUUGGGAGCUCGAAACUGUUGACUGCAAACCCAACCCUAUUUCAUCUGAUCAUCGCAUUUGUGAACGUCAUUUUAUAGCCACAACACAUCAAGAUACUACUGGACGCAUAAUUGUGAGGCUGCCAUUUAAGGACAAUCCAGCUGCACUUGGAGCCUCAUACGACAUCGCUCGUCGCCGAUUCCUAGCAAUAGAACGCCGUCUGUCGCAUUCGCCAGACACUUAUUCCCAGUACGUCUCGUUCAUGGAAGAAUACGAACGUCUUGGUCACAUGUCUGUAGUAAAAGCGCCGAAAUUAGAUGAACCACACUAUUACAUUCCACAUCACUGCGUACUGAAACCUACAAGCGCAUCAACAAAGUUACGAGUAGUGUUUGACGCCUCUUGCCAAACUACGACACAAACAUCGCUAAAUGACUUACUUUUAGUCGGACCAACUAUCCAAACAGAGCUGUACAUGUUGCUUCUGCGCUUCCGUUUAUAUCGUUACGCUAUCACCGCAGAUGUCACUAAAAUGUACAGGCAAGUAUCCUUGAAUAAAAAUGAUCGUAAAUUUCAUUACAUUCUUUGGCGAGCUUCUGCAGACGCAGAUCUUCUCACAUACCAGCUCAACACUGUGACAUAUGGUACCGCCUCAGCCCCAUAUCUAGCAGUGCGAAGCCUUCACUAUUUAGCAGAUAAGCAUAUGGCAGAAUUUCCAAUUGGCGCCGCGGCUGUAAAGACUUCGUUCUAUGUCGAUGAUUUUCUAUGUGGUGCGGAUGACACAGAUGCCUUACACACAUUAAAGAAAGAAGUUAUUGAGAUACUUCGACGCGGACAGUUUCCUCUAUCCAAGUGGCAUUCCAAUCACCCAGAUUUCAUGGAAGGCCAAAAUAUGAAAGAACUAUGCGUUACUGACGAUUUUACAUCAAGUGCACUUGGGGUGACUUGGAAUCAACGCAACGACACGUUGUUAUUUUCAUUCACACCAAAGCAAGUUCACAAGUCUGUCACAAAACGCACAAUACUGUCUAUCGCUUCAUCGCUGUUCGAUCCACUUGGAGUGCUCUCACCAGUCGUGAUAACCUCAAAAAUAAUUAUGCAGGAAUUGUGGCUGCUAAAAUUAGAUUGGGACGAGUCGGUUCCUCAACAUAUACACCAAGCCUGGAAUUGUUGCUUAGCAUCUCUAAACUCGCUUUCAUCACUCAGCCUGCCUCGUUAUUGUCUGCUACCAAAUGCUCGCGACAUACAGUUGCAUGGUUUUUGCGACGCAUCAAUUCGGGCAUACGGUUCGGCAAUUUACAUACGCGUAGAAGACUCUGACGGAAAGGUUGCUGUGCAUUUAUUAACGUCGAAAUCAAGGGUCGCACCAGUAAAAAAGCAGUCUCUUCCAAAACUCGAACUUUGCGGUGCCCACCUUCUCGCUUGCCUUUCUACAUUGGAUAAAACAACACUCUGUUACGCUGUCAACGUUCGUGGGCAACAGGGUAUCUGACAUACAGGAAUUGACC